This is a messenger RNA of Diorhabda carinulata, 435 nucleotides long. RefSeq lists its product as uncharacterized. NCBI's taxonomy places the organism in Eukaryota, Metazoa, Arthropoda, Insecta, Coleoptera, Chrysomelidae. The transcript has a single exon. The record is from RefSeq and is a predicted model, not a curated record. Bases 1 to 435 code for a protein of 144 amino acids.
AUGUCAGACCAGAACAGAAUAAAUGAAGUAAAAGGACAAGCAAACAAAGCCAGCCGAAUAUCAGGCGCACUCAGGGACACAAGGGCAAAAGUUAAAAUAUACAAAACCUGCGUUAGACCCUUAUUGACAUAUGCUAUAGAAACAAGAGCGGACAACAAAAGAACUAAAAACAUCAUUCGAACAACAGAAAUGAAACAUAUGCGGAUAUACAAAAGAGACAGAAAGAGAAACACAGACAUAAGACACGAAUGUGAGGUGGAAGACAAAGUCAGAUGCGGACGUGAACGUAGAAGAGCUUGGAACGAACACGUGGACAGGAUAAUCAGAGAAAGAUUAGCAAAGUUCGCACGAGACGGUAAACUAGGGACACGACGACCUUUAGGAAGACCUCCAAAAAGAUGGAUGGAUUCGUGGACAUCAACAUCUCAAGGAUAA